AUGUCGUGUCUCAGUGGCACCAACUCCACCCUGUUCAUGUUCAUCCUGACGGGCAUCCCCGGGCUGGAAGCAGAACACGCCUGGCUCUCCAUCCCCUUCUCUUCCAUUUACCUUGUCGCACUGGUAGGCAACUGCACGAUCCUGUUUGUCAUCAAGACAGACUCCAGCCUGCAUGAGCCCAUGUACUAUUUCCUCUCUAUGCUGGCCCUCACCGAUCUGGGCUUGUCGCUCUCUACGAUGCCAACGGUGCUCAAACUAUUCUGGUUGAACUCCAGAGAAAUUGGCUUUGAAGCCUGCUUUGCUCAGUUUUGUUUUGUUCACUUUUUCUCCUUCAUAGAGUCCUCUGUGCUCCUCGCCAUGUCCUUUGACCGCUAUGUGGCCAUCUGCAAGCCUCUGAGAUACACCUCCAUCCUCACCAAUGCCAGAAUCGCCAUGAUAGGCCUGGCUAUUCUGGGCAGGAGCGCAUUUCUGCCACUGCCGCUAGCGCUCAUGCUGAGAAGGUUGCCAUUUCAUAAGUCCCGUGUGCUGUCCCAUCCGUACUGUCUGCACCAGGAUCUGAUGCGGCUGGCGUGUGCAGACACCACAUUCAACAGACUGUAUGGGUUAGUUCUAGUUUCCAUUAUAAUGAUAUUAGACCCUUUGCUCAUUGUGGUGUCCUAUGCUUUGAUUUUUAAGACAAUCCUGGGCAUUGCAUCCUUGAAGGAACGUCUGAAGUCCCUCAACAACUGUCUGUCCCACAUCUUUGCUGUGCUAGCACUCUACAUCCCCAUGAUUGGCUUAUCUCUGGUGUACCGGUUUGGCCACCACGCUUCUCCACUGGUUCAUGUCCUCAUGGCAAACAUCUACCUGCUUGUCCCCCCUGUGCUAAACCCCAUCAUAUAUAGUAUUAAAACAAAGCAGAUCCGCAAGGGGAUUGCCAGAGUCUUUGUGCUAAGGAAGAUGUGA
Alligator sinensis (Chinese alligator) is the source of this 945-nucleotide messenger RNA. Its product is annotated as olfactory receptor 51Q1-like. The record is from RefSeq and is a predicted model, not a curated record. Bases 1 to 945 code for a protein of 314 amino acids. Gene Ontology annotation, molecular function: G protein-coupled receptor activity; olfactory receptor activity. The transcript is spliced from 2 exons. NCBI's taxonomy places the organism in Eukaryota, Metazoa, Chordata, Crocodylia, Alligatoridae. Gene Ontology annotation, cellular component: membrane. Gene Ontology annotation, biological process: G protein-coupled receptor signaling pathway.